Molecule: messenger RNA, 1756 nt
Organism: Panicum virgatum (switchgrass)
Lineage: Eukaryota; Viridiplantae; Streptophyta; Magnoliopsida; Poales; Poaceae
Product: L-ascorbate oxidase homolog
Exons: 7
Coding region: 204-1538 (444 amino acids)
Molecular function (GO): copper ion binding; oxidoreductase activity
Source: RefSeq, a predicted model, not a curated record
AGGCGAUUCUUAUCAACGGGCAGUUUCCGGGGCCGAAGAUUGAGUGCCAGACGGAUGACAACUUGAUCAUCAACGUCCACAACAGCUUGCCGGAGCCCUUCUUGCUCUCAUGGAAUGGUUUGCAGCAACGCAAGAAUUCGUGGCAAGAUGGCGUGUCCGGCACCAACUGCCCGAUCCCACCCGGUCAGAACUUCACCUACCAUAUGCAGGCCAAGGACCAGAUCGGCAGCUUCUUCUACUUUCCGUCGCUAGCAUUCCACAAGGCCGCCGGUGGCUUCGGCGCCAUCCACAUCGGCACCCGCCCGUUGAUCCCUGUCCCGUUCCCCAAGCCGGCCGACGAGUACACGCUGCUCAUCGGUGAUUGGUACACCACGAACCACAAGGAUCUGCAAGGUAUGCUGGAUAGUGGAAGGGAACUGCCUUUCCCUGACGGCAUCCUCAUCAACGGCAAGAGGAGCCCUAACGGUGCAGAUUUCACCGUUGAGCAAGGAAGGACGUACAGGCUGCGCAUUUCCAACGUCGGCCUGCAGAACACGCUCAACGUGAUGAUCCAAGACCACAGCAUGACCCUGGUCGAGGUGGAGGGCACCCACACGGUGCAGAACUCCUACACCUCCCUCGACGUCCACGUCGGCCAGUCGCUCUCCGUGCUGUUCGCCGCCGACCGCCCCGCCAGGGACUACCACGUCGUCGUCUCUACCCGCUUCGCCAACGCCACACUCCGCUCCACCGCCGUCGUCCGCUACGCCGGCUCGAGCGGCCCCGCUUUCGGGUCGCUCCCCGCUGGGCCCGGCGACGUCGAGUCCUCUCUCGACCAGGCCCGCUCCAUCAGGACGAACCUGACGGCGAGCGGGCCGCGGCGGAACCCGCAGGGCUCGUACCACUACGGCUCCAUCAACGUGACCCGCACCAUCCGGCUGGCCAGCAGCUCGCCGGGCUUGUCGGCCGGCGGCGAGAGGAGGUACGCGGUGAACGGGGUCUCCUUCGUGGAGGCCGACACGCCGCUCAAGCUGGCGGACUACUACAACAUCAGCGGCGUGUUCCGGCUCGGCAGCAUCCCGGACGCGCCUCCGGCGGCGGCGGCCGGCGACGGCGCCGCGGAGGAGGAGCGGCGCGAGACGGCCGUCAUGGACUCGGACCACCGCUCCUUCGUCGAGGUCGUGCUCGAGAACGGCGAGGACGGCGUCCAGAGCUGGCACCUCGACGGCCACAGCGUCUUCGUCGUCGGAAUGGACCUGGGGACGUGGAGCGAGGAGAGCAGGGAUAGCUACAACCUCGUGGACGCCAUCUCGCGGUGCACCGUGCAGGUGUACCCAAGAGGGUGGACGGCGGUUCUGAUCGCGCUGGACAACGUGGGGAUGUGGAACAUGAGGUCGGAGGUGUGGGCGCGGCGGUACCUGGGCCAGCAGUUCUACCUCCGGGUGUACACGCCGACGCACUCGCUUCGCGACGAGCUCCCCAUCCCGGACAACGCGCUCCUCUGCGGCCGCGCUGCCGCCGCCUCCCCGUCCCGCCGGCCGGCGCGGCUAAGCAGGUAGCUGGCGGUUAGCGACGGCGCGCCCCUACUAAUCUAUGGUUGUCUAGAGAGUCAAGGUGGAGCCCCACCGUCAGGGGACGGAAGAUGUGCGUUCUCGUGAGAUACUAGUGUGUGGAGACCCAACGGUCUUGCUGGAUUUUACUAUUAAACAGGUGCCGCUGAUAAACAUUUUAUAGUCUAAGAGAAUGCUACUCUAUAUAUUAUUCGAUGCUAUGAUUA